Labrus mixtus (cuckoo wrasse) is the source of this 3431-nucleotide messenger RNA. It is a transcript of the gene mcoln1a, whose product is annotated as mucolipin TRP cation channel 1a. Bases 163 to 1926 code for a protein of 587 amino acids. Gene Ontology annotation, molecular function: NAADP-sensitive calcium-release channel activity. Gene Ontology annotation, cellular component: lysosomal membrane; plasma membrane. NCBI's taxonomy places the organism in Eukaryota, Metazoa, Chordata, Actinopteri, Labriformes, Labridae. The transcript is spliced from 14 exons. The record is from RefSeq and is a predicted model, not a curated record.
AAGAAGAGGGGCAGAAGCAAACAGCAGCAGACCAGCUCGAGCCCGGCUGGUGUUGCACAGCUGUGUGCUGUGAGACUCUUUAACAGACAUUAAAGUACAAUAAAAAUAGAUUUAUUUUGCGAGGGUUUAGCUACAUGAUUUAGCUAUUUGUUUUUUAACUUCAUGGCGGAGACGGAAGAACAAAACUCCACAGGAGGCCGUGUCUACCCAGUGACUCGAUAUGGCUCCACAGACGGCAGCGGAGAGCAUGGAGAGCACCAGCAGAGCAACAACCACAGCAUCCACAGCAACCAUCAGUUCACCUCGAUGUCGGGCCACUGGGUCGGCAUGGAGCGGGACGAGGCGGACAUUCGCCGCAAGCUGAAGUACUUCUUCAUGAGCCCCUGUGACAAAUACCACGCCAAAGGUCGCAAGCCGUACAAGCUGGUCCUGCAGCUGCUGAAGAUCAUUAUUGUCACCGCUCAGCUGGUUCUGUUCGGCCUCAGUAACCAGGUGGUGGUGACCUUCAAAGAGGAGAACACUAUGACCUUCAAGCACCUCUUCCUCAAAGACUACGACGAGUCCUCGGACGAUUCCUUAGCGGUUUAUACGCAGAGCGAUGUCUACGACCACAUCUUCUACGCUGUGGAGCAGUAUCUGGCCCUACCAGAGACCACAGUGGGACGAUAUGCGUACGUGUACGGCGUCGGGUGGAACGGCAGCGCCCUCUCCCUCUGCCAGCAGUACUACAAGAAGGGGAGCAUCGACCCAGCUAACGACACCUUCACCAUAGACCCCCACGUCCUCACAGACUGUGUAGGUGUAAACCCGCUCUCCAUGCCUCCGGGUCAGUUCACUGAAAGCUACAAGAACUUUACACUCAAGUUCCACAAGUUCAUCAACGUGACCAUCGAGUUCCAGCUGAAGGCGAUCAACAUACAGACCAUCAUCAACAACGAGAUCCCCGACUGCUACACGUUUUACAUAAAGAUCGUCCUGGACAACAAGGCUCACAGUGGGAAGGUGAAGAUCCGAUUAGAAAACAAGUCUUUCAUAAAGGAGUGUAAAGACCCGAGCAUCUCCGGACACGCUGAGAGCUACACACGCGUGGCGUUCGAUGUGGCGGUCGCUCUGGUGUGCCUGCUGUCGCUGCUGCUGUGUGGACGAUCCAUCCUGCGAGGCAUCAUCCUGCAACAGGAGUUUGUUCAGUUCUUCAAAGACACUCUGGACCGUAAGGUGUGCUGGGCAGACCGGAUGGAGUUCAUCAACGGCUGGUACAUCCUCCUCAUAGUCAGCGACAUGCUCACCAUCACCGGCAGCAUCAUCAAAAUCGGCAUCGAGACUAAGAAUAUGUCCUCGUAUGACGUGUGUGGCAUCCUGUUGGGUAGCUCCACCCUCCUGGUGUGGGUCGGAGUCAUUCGCUAUCUCACCUUUUUCCAGAAGUACAAUAUCCUGAUCGUUACACUUCGAGCAGCGUUCCCCAACGUGAUCCGGUUCUGCUCCUGCGUGGCCGUCAUCUAUCUCGGAUACUGCUUCUGUGGUUGGAUCGUCCUGGGACCGUACCACGUCAAGUUCCGCUCUCUGUCCAUGGUGUCGGAGAGUCUCUUCUCCCUCAUCAACGGAGACGACAUGUACGUGACGUUCUCGGAGAUGCAGGAGAGCAGCACUCUGGUGUGGCUGUUCAGCCAGGUGUAUCUGUACACCUUCAUCUCCCUCUUCAUCUACAUGGUGCUGUCCCUCUUCAUCGCUCUCAUCACCGGCGCCUACGAGACCAUCAAGCAUCAAACCCAAGAACCCUUCCACCUCACAGACCUGCACGCCUUCAUAGCAGAGUGCACAGACGCACCGACCUCGGGGAAGUUCAGGGUCCUGGAGACCUCGCCGUGCUCCUUCUUCUGCUGCUGUGACAGAACGACAACGUAUGAGGACAACCUGCUGGUGAACUGAAGACGCCCUCAGUGACCUCUCAGGCCUCACUGUCCCCCCCUGCUGACCACGGGGAACCACUGCACACUCGUGACGCCCUGUCGUCUCUGUACAAACAACGCCCCGUAUCUGGGUCAGACCUCAUCUGAAGGGAGGAGCUGCAGACCCUGCAGAAGGAAACCCGUGACUACAGCCUCCCUUCUUUUCUCCCUCCUCAUGCAGAUGAAAAGACUUCAGGGGCUGGUGCAGCAUCAUGAACACACAAACAUUUCUCUGUUCCUUCUUCUUGUUUUUUUUAAAACAAAACUUAACAGUAUUUCUUUCUGAUGCAUUAAGUGAUGCAUGCCGAGACAGAAACAGGAAGUAGAAACACAGUACACAGUAGUAGUUUGUACAUGAUCCUGACUGUUGUUGUUUUUGUCUUUGAGAGUAUUUAAUAAUAGGUGACCUCGUGCAGAGCGCACUCUUUAGUUAAUAUAGAACAAACUUUCUGCAAACUUCUUGUUCAUCUUGCAUUCUGAGCACAGGAACUAGAGUCAGGUCAGUGCACAAUAAGACGUUUUAAAUUUGUGCACACUGAAGGAAACCCAUCUUUUAGUCAUCUAAGACAAUCAGGGAGACGGCUCCCCGUACACAUAUCAGAAAACAGAACAACAAAACAGGCCGAGUGGGAUUGAUUUGUUUUCCCUCCCAUGAGCCGAAGCUCCGCUAUUACGUUUCAAACCGCUUCUCUUCUCGUCGCCUGAACAAGCACCGUGUUGCCUUCUCUUGCAGAAACAGCAGUUGUUGUUGUUGUUGUAGUAUUCGUCGCUGCAUUUGUGUGUGUGUGAUGCAUUUAUCUGAUCACGAUAUUUCACCUGCUGGAGAGCUUCUCCUCAUCCACAGUGUAUGUUUCUCUAAUGAAGUACAGAGUCCAGGUGUUGUUUAGAAGUUAGAAAUGUGAGCUCAUUUCUUUGAUUCUAUAAUCGCUGAUUAGUUUCGACUAACUGUUCCCGACUUGAAGACAAAGAUUAGCAGUAAGGAGGCUGCUUUAACGAUAGUGGAAACAUAUUAUCUGCUCUGUAAUCACCGGCCUGUCACGCUGAAUCAACGUUCUCUUUAGUCCGUUUGUUGUCUUCAUAAUGAUGUCGUCUUGAACACUGUAACCUUGAACUGGAGUUUUUUCUUUUUGUACCACGUCAAACGCACAAUAGCUUAAGGAGCCAUGACAGUCUGGACUUCACCACAUGGUUAUUUACAGGAAAGUCUUUCCUUUAUUUUUCAAACAAGAAAUCAUGUGUGGAGCGAGCAGGAGGAGGUUAAAGGACGACAAAGUUUCCUCUGUGAUGUCAUGUUCAGUCCGUCAUGUUCUGUCCGUUGACAGCUUGGAUUCAGAUGGUCAAAAGUGUUGCCAAAUGUUCCCAUGACAAGCAUGUAUAUAUGAUUUAGAAUGACCUUAAUGUACUUUUCCUACAUUUGGAUGUUUUCAUGUUUUUUUAUACAAAUGAUCUGCACUGCAACAAUAAAAAGCAUGAAGUUGUCCUUCA